Papaver somniferum (opium poppy) is the source of this 2582-nucleotide messenger RNA. Its product is annotated as probable inactive receptor kinase RLK902. The coding region runs from base 220 to 2175 and encodes 651 amino acids. Gene Ontology annotation, biological process: protein phosphorylation. The transcript has 2 exons. Gene Ontology annotation, molecular function: protein kinase activity; protein binding; ATP binding. Lineage: Eukaryota; Viridiplantae; Streptophyta; Magnoliopsida; Ranunculales; Papaveraceae. The record is from RefSeq and is a predicted model, not a curated record.
UUCUCUAUCCAUCUAUACAACAAACAAACACAAACAAGACUCUUUCCAUCUCCUCCAUUUCUCCCUCUUCUCUCUAUUUGGUCUUCUCUGCUUCUCCAUCCUCUCUCUACUGUUAUCAUUUUGUCUUUCCGGAACCAAAAAACGGAUAGAGAGAAAGAGAAUCCACAAACACAAUGAGUUCCGAAUAGUGGUUUUCCGGAAAACCGCUGUUCUUCAAAAAUGGGGGUUCAUUCUCGAUUAACAUUCUUCUUCAUACUUAUCUUCGGCAUUUUUCAUCUCGGAAAACCAGAUCUUACUGGUGAUAAAAAUGCUCUACUUACUCUAAGAUCAUCAGUAGUCGGAUGGAAACUCAACUGGACAUCAACUCAGUCCUCAGCACCAUGUAAUUGGGAAGGUAUUGUGUGCGAGAACAAUAGAGUUGCGGUACUUCGACUUCCCGGAACUGGACUUAUCGGGAAAAUCCCGAUGGGUGUUUUCGGAAAUCUUACACACUUGCGUACUCUUUCGUUGCGUCUGAAUGCUUUAUCCGGUCCACUUCCGUCAGAUCUUGCUAUGUGUACUGAUUUGAGAAACUUGUAUUUGCAAGGGAACAGGAUUUCCGGUGAGAUUCCUGAUUUUUUGUUCAAGCUGCCAAAUUUAGUGAGGUUAAAUCUUGCCGGGAACAACUUUUCCGGUGAGAUCUCACCGUCGUUUAAUAAUCUGACUAGGUUGGGGACUUUGUAUUUGGACGGGAAUGAACUGACUGGUUCAAUUCCUGAGCUGAAUCUUCCUGAUCUUGUUCAGUUUAAUGUUUCGAAUAAUCAUUUGAAUGGAUCAAUUCCUAAGAAGUUGAGAACAAUGAAGGCUAGUUCUUUCUCAGGGAAUUCUCUUUGUGGUGGUCCGAUGGGUCAUUGCCCCGGUGAACCAGAAGACGGCCAGCCAAAGAAGAAGAAGUUGUCUGCCGGUGCGAUUGCUGGAAUUGUUAUCGGGUCGAUUGUUGGAUUUCUUUUGAUUCUAUUGAUUCUAUUCUUUUUGUGUAGAAAGAAGAGUAGUGGAAAGACUAGAGCUGUAGAUGUUUCUACUGCGAAAAAUCCAAAUGAGGUUGAAAUGGGAGGUGAUAAGGGAAUUGGUGAGGAAAAUGGUAAUGGAAAUCAUGGUGGAGGAAAUGCUGCUGCUGCUGUUGGUGCAGGAACAUUGGCUGCUUCUGCAGUUGCAAGUAAAGAUGUGAAUAGUGGUCUAGGAAUGAAGAAAUUGAUAUUCUUUGGAAAUGCACCAAGGAGUUUUGAUCUUGAAGAUUUGUUAAGAGCAUCAGCUGAAGUUUUAGGGAAAGGAACUUUUGGAACAGCUUAUAAAGCUGUGUUAGAAGUUGGAACUAUUGUAGCUGUGAAGAGAUUGAAAGAUGUGACUAUUAGUGAGAAGGAAUUCAGAGAGAAGAUUGAAACUGUUGGAUCUAUGCAGAAUGAGAGUUUGGUUCCAUUAAGAGCUUACUAUUACAGUGGUGAUGAGAAACUUCUUGUGUAUGAUUACAUGUCUAUGGGAAGCUUGUCUGCGCUUUUGCAUGGUAACAGAGGAUCAGGAAGAACUCCUUUGAAUUGGGAAACUCGAUCUGGAAUUGCUCUUGGAGCUGCUCGUGGUAUCUCAUUCCUUCACUCUCAGGGCUCUCACAUCUCCCAUGGCAACAUUAAAUCAUCCAACAUCCUUCUCACCAAGACAUACGAAGCUCGUGUAUCUGACUUUGGCCUUGCACAACUUGUUGGCCCCAAUGCUACUCCUAACCGUGUCGCUGGAUACCGUGCACCAGAGGUGACAGAUCCUCGUAGAGUCUCCCAGAAAGCCGACGUUUACAGCUUCGGUGUUCUUCUUUUAGAACUAUUAACGGGUAAAGCACCAACCCAUGCCUUAUUGAACGAGGAAGGUGUCGACCUUCCAAGAUGGGUUCAAUCUGUGGUUCGUGAGGAGUGGACUGCAGAAGUAUUUGACCUUGAACUACUAAGAUACCAGAAUGUCGAGGAAGAGAUGGUUCAACUCCUACAACUCGCAAUAGAUUGUGCAGCCCAAUACCCAGACAAGCGACCAACGAUGGCCGAGGUCACAAAGCGAAUUGAAGAACUUCGACCCACAAGAGAGCAAGAUCCUUCGUCUGACCUUGUCGAAGGAGAGGAUGGAUCUUCUCAACAAACCAGUUCAGUUGGUUAACAAAUUGGGAUAAAGAUUAAAAACAAAAAAGUCAUGUUCAUUCAUUAUGUCCAUUUUUAUCAUGUUUACUUACUCUGAUGAUGUUUGAUUGUUUGUUUUCUCAAGGAGGAGGGGUUUGUAAGGAAGGGGGAAAGAGGUGGUGGUUCUUUAUUAUGAAUCAACUGUGUAUGUUUUCUUUUCUUUUCAAUAGCAGCAGCCUUUUCUUUUUUUUUCUUUUUCUUUUUUUUUUCCUCCUUCCAUUUUUUUUAGUUUUAAUGAUAAUAGGCAUAUGGUUGAGAACCUGGGAGGAUUUAAUUGUUGCUUUUGAGGGUUGAAUAACAUUGUUGGUUGAUGGUUGUAUGAAUAGAUUGGAUGUAUGGUGGUUGUAAUUACUUCCUCUUUUUUCAAAGCACCUUUAAGAUUAUAUA